ACACUUUGUGAUUGUGAUUUUGUUUGAAGUUAAACACAUUUAUAAUCAUUGCAAUGCUCAUUUUGACUAAAUGUCUAUCUCUUCUUUUGGUUCCAAAUACAGUAAUCUUCAUAAAUAAUAAAUCUUCAAUGGUUCUAUCAGAAUCUUCUUGUUUUAUUUCCGAAUAAACAGGAUGCUGAAAAAUGGGGUGUGUUACAAGCAAGACCGACAUCAAUGAUCUUCACCCUAACAUAUUUCAGGUGAUGAAUGUAGAUGAGAUGUGUAACCCGCUACAGCCGGGACAGUUGGAGGUGAGUGAGGCGGAUCUAGUGCUUCACCAGCGAGGCAAGACACCUGUCAGGUGGCCCAUCAAGUCUCUCAGGCGCUACGGCUUUGACGCUCAGCUGUUUAGCUUCGAAUGCGGACGACGCUGCCCCACCGGUCCUGGCAUAUUUGCAUUCAAGUGUUCUCGCGCCGAACAACUAUUCAACCUUUUGCAAACUCAGGUACAGAUGCGUAACAAUGCUGCUGGAGAUGAUGCUGUCUCUAACUCGACGGACUUCAGUCAACGAUUUGCCGAAAGUAACUACCUAGAGCCAGCUCCAGUUCAGUUUAGACAGAAUGGUAACCGAUUUUCAGUCCACAACGGGCGUCUAGGGAGUGUAGGUAGCAGCAGCAAUGGACCGCUGAGUCCCCUGGCCACUUCCCCUUCUACACCCCCUCCUCCUCCAGCCUCAAACAACAACAUAACAGCUCAGGAAGACAAGCAUUGCACAUUGUCCCACUCCUACAGCAACAGCACUGCUAUCUCCGAGGCCUGUCCUGGGAAAGAUCCCCCUCAGCCACCUCUUGUGCUGACAACGUAUGCCAACGUAGAUAUCACCCCCACCUCCCCCAAACUGGAGGCGGAGCCUGCCGUCGAAGAUGUCAGCAACGAGUUGUCAGAAGAAAGUCAGUUUUCGCCGGUCUACAUGAACGUUAUUCCCAAACAGGAAAUAAUUUUGCCAAUUCCUUCGGAACCCCCUCCCAAACCACAGUCACAAAUGGAGGUGGACUUGGAAGAAAGGCAUUGUUACGCAAAUUUGGAACCCGGUGAGAUCGAGAUUCUACGAAGUAAAGACCGAUAUCCGCCCACGUUUCAACUCAACACGGUCACUCAGCCUUCUACUCCGCCACCGCAGCAGAUCAACUAUAUUCUGUUGGACUUGGACCAAACCUCCUCAUCUUCGUCGUUGACGGGUCAAGGAAAUCAACCGACGUCACCGGUAACAUUGAACUCUGGAUUGUCAUUGACUCCUGAGUCACCCAACAAACCUACAGAAGGAUACGCUACCAUCGACUUUGAUAGGACUGUAGCACUGUGCGCAGUGACGUGUGCGGUCGAUGAUGAAGGGUCGCGGAAAACGAGGCACGACUCGACAAUGAGUGACCUCACCCUGGCCGAGGAGAAGGAGGUUAAAAGGACAAGGCACAACUCUACCAUUAGUGAGCUUAUGGCUCCUCUGGCUUCUCGUUUAAGCUCAUCCCUUAGUGAUUGAUCCAUUCCCCUGCAACAGGCGCAGUAGAGCUACGGGUAUGUCGAUUGUAGGGACCAACUUGUACACAACGUGAAACACUAUCUAAUCAGUAGGCAAACAGAAUUCUUUAGGCUUAUGAAAAGUAAAGUAUUAACAUUACCUAAUUUUUGUUUUGGCCUAUCUAUAUUGGAGUAACUAGGUCAUUUAUUGAGCCGUGACUACUUUCCACCGACGAAUGUCACGACUCAUUUUCUGUUUCAGUGUUCAAGUUGUUUUGUAUAGUGUGUGUUUUGCCAUGUAACUGUUUGACGUGCCCAGUGAAUCUGUGUGACACACACUUCUUCCUCCUCCUGCCAUGCAAUUGUCAUAGGCUCCGAGAUCGCAUAAUCGAGAACUAGUAAGCUGCUUCUCCAGUUCCUCUUUCUCAUGUAACAGAUUGUUGAUUUGGGUCUUCAACUCCAUGAUAUCCUCGACAGCGGUAGCUUGCAGUAAAGUCCCCUUAACACUGUUACUUUGAGCCAGUUUAACUGCCAAAGCUUCCUUCCAAGCCAGAUCUUUAUCUAGUUCCUGGAUUUCAUAAUGUUUCCUUGCCAACACAAACACUUCCCUGCCCUCAUCAUCCUCUUCUGCAACUGAUAUGUCAGCUCGGUGACUUGACUCGUUCAAACUUGUCUCCGCCGCCCAAAGCUGUUCUUCAAACUGAGUUCUUUCUGUCUCGCUUUUCUCGAUUUCAGUUUUGAGUUUAUCUAUUAGCAAAUUUGUUUGCAUUAAGGCGCUGUUGAGACUCGCUCCUAGUCUCUUAUUCUUCUCAAUCAAUAGUUUAUUCUUCUCCAUCAGCUCAGAAUGUUCAGGCGGACAGGAUGUGCCAAUCUGGUUGGAAACUAUUUCAAGAUGGAGUUCAUUAAUUGUUUGCUUUAGCCUGUUGAUUUCCUGCUUCUGAGGAUCCUGAUUGACAACUGGUUUGUUCUUGAUUUUGCGCGCUCGGUCUGCGUACUGCAGAGUAUUGACUGUUUCGUCCAGGUUAAUGUCAGCAAGACUUACACAAGCUAACACGAGAGUCAGGGCGUUGCCACCGAGAGAGUCUUGCAUCAGCCUAGUUAGUUUGCUCUCUCCAUAGUUAACAAAUGCUGACCUGUCGCACAAUGAAGAGAUUAGUUACCCAAUACAAACAACUCUUUGUUGAUGUUCACACCUUCUAUAAAAAGUUUUCCUUCAGCUCUGGUCCUCUUAGAUCGUUCCGACCCAGCAAGAUCUACCAAAUGGAACUUGGCAGA
This is a messenger RNA of Macrosteles quadrilineatus (aster leafhopper), 2770 nucleotides long. RefSeq names its product fibroblast growth factor receptor substrate 2. The coding region runs from base 183 to 1517 and encodes 444 amino acids. The record is from RefSeq and is a predicted model, not a curated record. The transcript has 4 exons. Gene Ontology annotation, biological process: cell surface receptor protein tyrosine kinase signaling pathway. Gene Ontology annotation, cellular component: cytoplasm. NCBI's taxonomy places the organism in Eukaryota, Metazoa, Arthropoda, Insecta, Hemiptera, Cicadellidae.